AUGACAAGUGGCGAUUCUGUGAAGGACAUGACAAACAAGUUUGACAAAAUGAACAAGUUUGAAGGGCAAUAUUUCCAUAGAUGGCAGAAGAAGAUGCACUUUCUUCUUACUACUCUAAAUGUGAUGUAUGUUCUGAGUACACCCAUGCCAAAAUUUGCUGAAGAUGAAACUUUGGAGGCAACAAGAAGAAGAUCAAAGUGGGACAAUGAUGACUACAUCUGUCGUGGUCAUAUUCUCAAGGGUAUGUCUAACUCUUUGUUUGAUAUCUAUCAAAAUGUUGAAACUGCAAAAGAACUGUGGGAUUCUCUUGAAUCCAAGUACAUGACUGAAGAUGCUUCAAGUAAGAAGUUUCUUUUUGCCCAACACAAUCUGAAAAUGGAUGAAGCCAUUUAUGUGGCUGUGAUUGUUGACAAAACUAUCCCUUCUUGGAAAUAUUUUAAACAUAAUAUGAAACAUAACAAAGAGAAAUUAACUUUGACUCAAUUUGGAAGCCAUUUACAGAUUGAAGAGUCCUUAAGGACUCAAGAACUUAAUAACAAUCCUAAAGGUAAGAACCAAGUUGGUUCCUCUUCUGUGAACAUGAUGGAAGGAGAAAGUUGA
This is a messenger RNA of Lactuca sativa (garden lettuce), 600 nucleotides long. Lineage: Eukaryota; Viridiplantae; Streptophyta; Magnoliopsida; Asterales; Asteraceae. The record is from RefSeq and is a predicted model, not a curated record.